UGGAUUGAUGGAAAUGUGCGACAGUAUAUAGUGGUAAGGCGAUCCUAAAAUGAGGGCUUUUUAGUGGCGCGAUGAACGCGAAGCAGGACCUCGAUCACCAGCAGCAGCAGCAGCCGGGUGACCACGAUUCGGAUCAAGACCUCCCCAUCCAGUCUCGGCUCCGCCGUGGCCUCGAUCAGCAGCAGCUGCUGCAACCGGCUGACCACGGGUCGGAUCAGGACGUACCCCUACAGCCCCAGCGCCGGCCCCGUGGCUUCGCCGCGGCGGUGGCCGCCGGGGGCGGCUCCGCCGUGGCGAAGGGGAGGAAGGAGCGGGAGAAGGAGAAGGAGCGGACGAAGCUCCGCGAGCGGCACCGGCGGGCGAUCACCAGCCGCAUGCUCGCCGGCCUCCGACAGUAUGGGAACUUCCUCCUCCCCGCGCGCGCCGACAUGAACGACGUGCUCGCCGCCCUCGCCCGCGAGGCCGGGUGGAUCGUCGAGCCCGAUGGCACCACCUUUCGCCCCUCCCCCGCUCCGGCCUCCUCCAUCCCCGCCGCACCCCCGCCCCCUCCUCCAACCCAACUGGCACCAUUUCCAAUUAGAUCGAGUGACAGUCCUUUAUCUGCCACUUCUCUAAAGAACUGCUCCAUCAAAGCAUCCUUGGACUCUCAGGCUGCUUUACUCAGGAUUGAUGAGAGUUUGUCACCAACAUCCUUUGAUUCCAUUGUAGUUGCUGAAAGAGACAUCAAAAGCGAGAAGUACGCUAAUGCAAGCCCCAUUAACUCACCAGAUUGUGUUGGACAUGACCAGCUUAUGCGAGAAUCUACAGAUCACAAGGCUAAUUAUGUUGGAACUUCUUAUGUUCCAGUUUAUGCAGCGCUCACGAGUGGCAUCAUCAACAGUUAUUGUCAACUGGUUAACCCAGAAGCUGUCCGACAAGAAUUAAGGCAUCUGAAAUCUUUAAGUGUUGAUGGAGUGGUUGUCGAUUGUUGGUGGGGAAUAGUGGAAGGUUGGAGUCCAUGCAAGUACAAUUGGUCUGGUUACAGAGAGCUGUUUACUAUUUUACAAGAAUUCGAGCUGAAACUUCAGGUUGUAAUGGCAUUUCAUGAGAAUGGAGGAAAUGGGUCUGGUGAUAUGCCAAUCUCUUUGCCUAAGUGGGUCUUGGAGAUUGGAAAAGAUAAUCAAGAUAUUUUCUUCACUGAUCGUGAGGGGAGGAGAAACAUGGAAUGUCUUUCUUGGGGAAUUGAUAAAGAACGUGUUCUGAAAGGAAGAACUGGUAUUGAGGUCUGUUAUGAUUUCAUGAGAAGUUUUCGAACAGAAUUUGGUGACUUGUUUGAGGAAGGACUCAUUUCUGCCAUUGAGAUUGGACUCGGUGCUUCAGGGGAACUGAAAUACCCUUCAUUCCCAGAAAGAAUGGGGUGGAGGUACCCUGGCAUCGGUGAGUUUCAGUGCUAUGACAAGUAUAUGCAGAAGAAUCUUCGACUAGCAGCACAAUCAAGGGGACACUUGUUUUGGGCAAGGGGACCUGAUAAUGCUGGGCACUACAAUUUAAGGCCAGAUGAAACUGGUUUCUUCUGUGACAAGGGAGAUUAUGACAGCUAUUAUGGACGAUUUUUCCUUCACUGGUAUGCACAAACUCUUAUAGACCAUGCAGAUCAGAUAUUAUCCCUCACGAACCUUGCAUUAGAAGGCACAGAGAUCAUUGCUAAGAUUCCAGCAAUAUACUGGUGGUAUCGAACAGCUAGCCAUGCUGCAGAGCUCACAGCUGGAUUCCACAAUCCCACAAAUCAAGAUGGCUAUGCCUCCAUUUUCAACAUGCUGAAGAAACAUUCAGUGACAAUCAAAUUUAUGUGCUGCGGACCACAGGCUUCUAUGCAGGAAAAUGAGGAGGCAUUGGCUGAUGCUGAAGCAUUAAGUUGGCAGGUCCUGAACACCGCCUGGGAAAGCGGGUUAAGGGUGGCUGCACAAAGUACUCUUCCAUGUGAUGUUAGAGAAACGUAUACAAAAAUUCUAGAGAUUGCUAAGCCAAGAAAUGAUCCCGAUCGUCACCUUCUCUCAUUCUUCACAUUCCAGCAACAGUUGUCUCCCAUCAUUAUACAGAGAGAAAUGUUCCUCUCAGAUCUUGAUAAUUUCAUCAAGUGCAUGCAUGGAGAGGCCGGCAAUGAUGUCCAAGGUUGACUGCUUCGUUGCCAUAUUCAGAUUUCUCGGAUUACAAAUAGAAGUAAUGCAAGAGCAGUCAAGGUGCAGUAUCCUUUUCUAUCACUUGAUGUUGCCAUAAGUUCCAGUAUAAUUCGUAGCAUCCCCAUUAUAUGUUAAACACCUGCCAGAUUCUUGUCUUCUUUGGGCUAAUGUAUUCAUAUUAAUCUUAAAUAUUAUUUAACUCGAACCUAUAUUAUUGUAAGUGAAUUUACUAA
Musa acuminata subsp. malaccensis (wild Malaysian banana) is the source of this 2392-nucleotide messenger RNA. RefSeq names its product beta-amylase 8. NCBI's taxonomy places the organism in Eukaryota, Viridiplantae, Streptophyta, Magnoliopsida, Zingiberales, Musaceae. Gene Ontology annotation, molecular function: beta-amylase activity. Gene Ontology annotation, biological process: polysaccharide catabolic process. The record is from RefSeq and is a predicted model, not a curated record.